UUAAUGUAAUAUUACAUUGCAAUAUGUAAUAUUACCGCAAUAUUAUAAUAUUACUGAUAUAUUACGUGAUAUUAUGUGCUAUGUGGGUUAUUACCCACGCAAAAAUUUCCAGAUAACCUCUUCUGUCAGAUAAGAAAGUAUUAAGAGGUUAUCUGGAAAUUUUUGUGUGUCGCUAUGAGUAAAUCGAUGUGAUGAGAGAUCUGUAACAAGUAAUAAGUAAAGUAUUCUUUCGAGAAUAAGAGUGUGUUCAUGAAUCAGUGCAAUCGACUAUUCAAUUUUCGAGGUCUCUUGUGAUAUCCAUUGUGCUGCAACUCAGUUGGAUACAAUAAUAUCAUCAGCGACUGAUAUGGAAAACAUUAAACCUAUUCCUUCGCUGGAGUCAAUAUCCAUACAAGAGUUAUAUGACAACUGGGAGCAAAAUGCUCCGAAGAUUAAGUUUGGUGAACAUCAACUUUUCUAUGAUAUAAUUGGAGAUGUCGGCGAAUUUUUGCUUGAGAAAGCCAAGAAGGAAUUACGGGAGACGCCAGAAGUUGUUGCCAAAGGUUUCAAGGAAUUGAAAGAAUUAAUUUCAGAGGAACCUGAUCUGCAUGUACCGAAAGACAUGGAGGACUUCCUCAUAGUAUUCUUGCGUCCAUGCAAAUGGUAUGCUGAGAGCGCUUUUUCACUAAUGCAACGGUAUUACCGAUUCCGUCAAACCUAUUCACACCUAUAUAAAGAUUUGUCUAUCAGUAAAGAGAAAACUAUAAUGUGUGCCGGAUUGGUGUGGUUUUUGCCGCUUCGUACUAAAGAUGGAUGCAGAGUGGUAGUGUUCAAUUGUGGAAAAUGGGAUCCAAAGGAAAUAUCGGUCGAUCAAUGUAUUAGAGGCUGGUUAGUCAACGUUUUUAUGGCUUUUAUAGAAAACAAAACUCAGAUCGCGGGUGUGCAUUUUAUUUUAGACGUCGAAGGUACAUCUUUUAGUCAGUUAAGGCACGCCACCGUGCCCUUGCUCAGAAUGUUGUCACAUUUUUUACAGAGAUGUAUGCCCUUUCGUAUCAAAGGUGUGCACCUUGUGAAUCAAUCUCGUGUCGUCAACGUAGCACUCGCGUUGAUGAAACCUUUCAUGGAGGAGAAAUAUCGUAAACGGAUUUACACUCAUGGGAUAAACUGGGAGUCCUUAAUGACUCACAUAGAUAAAAGGGCAUUGCCCAAGAAAUAUGGGGGUGAAAUAGAAAUGCCCGAAGAACAAUACUGUGUUACAUUAUGGCAGAGUUUGCUUUAUUUCGAACCUGCGUUUGUAGGUGAACUGCAAUAUGAAUACAAAACUGAUAAAGAUAAGAUGUAACAGCUGCGAAAAUUGUCCGGUCAAUAUGUUACCAUCGUUAUUAUGGUCAUUAUGAUUAUCAACUGUAGCAUAAACGUACCUAAUAUCGUCUAACAAAAUUAAAUCUCAAUUGAAGGCUAUGUAAUAGUUUUGUUUGUAUGUAGUUUCGAAUAAGAAAGGAAACAUUUCUAUUUUAUUUGCAAUAGAUUAGAACGGUUAAAAUCUAAAGAUUUUAAAUUUUGUUUGAAGACAAACAAAAAUAGUAAAAAUCGGGAAAUUAAUCAAUGCAUGUA
This is a messenger RNA of Vollenhovia emeryi, 1593 nucleotides long. RefSeq names its product alpha-tocopherol transfer protein-like. The transcript is spliced from 8 exons. The coding region runs from base 347 to 1321 and encodes 324 amino acids. The record is from RefSeq and is a predicted model, not a curated record. Lineage: Eukaryota; Metazoa; Arthropoda; Insecta; Hymenoptera; Formicidae. Gene Ontology annotation, molecular function: phosphatidylinositol bisphosphate binding. Gene Ontology annotation, cellular component: membrane.